UGCUAAUGCAGUCUAGUGCAGGAACAGAAAACAAACUACAAUAUAAGAAAUUAUUGUGCUUUCUAUCAUCUCGGAGAAGUUAUCACGAUUAAAAACUCCAAAUUGAUUUUAGAAUUAGAAUUGCCAAAGAAAAAAUUUGUGUUUUACGAUUAUCCUGAAGGGAGAAAAAAUGAUAAUAUUGUCACCUUUUGCAGUGUUAAAUAUUGCAAGCAGAAACAUUUCAAUCCCUGUGAAUCAAAUAAUUAAAUUGAAUCCAAUUGAGUCGAUUGAGAGUAAUGGACAACAGCGAGAUAGAAAGACAAACUAUGAUGGAGGAUAAACCAUCACGUUGCAUACACGUUUACAACAAACGUGAGGUGAUAGAAUUUAGUUGUAUAAAGGACAAGAAAAAGGGUAUACUGGUUGGAUUGAAACAGCAACAGACCCUUAAAGUUCCCAAGUUUGAUAGCAACAAUCUGGUACUCAUGGAUAACAACGGCAAAAGUAUCUCUAGGUAUAAGAAUACAGGUCCAUUCCAUACAGACUCUGAACGAAAAUGAAAGAACAGACUUACAGCAAAGAAGCAGAUUAUACUAAUAGUGAUUGCAUCCAGAUUUGUGUAGUAUAUCUAUCUUGCCUACUAUUGUAAUAUAUAUAUUAAAUAUUUCAUUACUAUGUUAAUAUUGUACUUAUUUAAUAUUUACUGCAAAACUUAUAGUAUGGAAGUGUAUUACUCAUGCAUCUCUGUGUAUUUUAUUGUAUAUAUUAAUGUAUAUGUCAAUAAUAAAGUUAUCACAUUCGAACCUA
Molecule: messenger RNA, 786 nt
Organism: Acromyrmex echinatior (Panamanian leafcutter ant)
Lineage: Eukaryota; Metazoa; Arthropoda; Insecta; Hymenoptera; Formicidae
Product: large ribosomal subunit protein uL14m-like
Biological process (GO): translation
Cellular component (GO): ribosome
Molecular function (GO): structural constituent of ribosome
Source: RefSeq, a predicted model, not a curated record